This is a messenger RNA of Tigriopus californicus, 1419 nucleotides long. RefSeq names its product vacuolar protein sorting-associated protein 37A-like. Gene Ontology annotation, cellular component: ESCRT I complex. Bases 246 to 1262 code for a protein of 338 amino acids. Gene Ontology annotation, biological process: protein targeting to vacuole; protein targeting to membrane; ubiquitin-dependent protein catabolic process via the multivesicular body sorting pathway. The record is from RefSeq and is a predicted model, not a curated record. The transcript has a single exon. Lineage: Eukaryota; Metazoa; Arthropoda; Copepoda; Harpacticoida; Harpacticidae.
GACCAACUCGCUGAUGACAACAUUAACACUUUUAAUUUCAAUGAACCUGGCUGACUCUCAUCUUCUUCAUCUUAAGCCCCCUCGCUCCUCUGUUGUGCCCGCGUCCAUCCUCCAUCAGUGUCCCUCCACCUGGACCUUCAAAGGCUUCCUUCCCCAACGUUGCCCACGAGGAGCUUACACAGUACCAAGGCCACUCCUCCUCCUCCUCGUCCUCCUCCCUCCUCGUCAUCCGUUAUGGAGAUUCAAUGGCCCAUGACUCCCUCCUCAUAAGGAGCAUGAAUCGAUCCAAAGGGCUGGUCCCUCGCGGCGGUGCCAACGGCUACCCUGCCCCCGAUCCAUAUCGGGGACCCAGUCAGGACCCGUUUCAUCGCCGCAAGCAGAUUAACACGCUACGCAUUUUCAAUGAGAAUGUCUCGGAAAUCCGGCCCGAUGUUCAGUAUCACGUGGAUUUCCGGGCCGUCAACGGCCAAGCCUUCCAAUUGCGCGUGUUCUUACCGCCCGGGUUUCCUAGUCAACGUCCGGAUAUGGCUUUAAGCCCGCCGGGCUCCCACCCUUGGCUGGAUCAGUCGGGCCAAGUCGUGGGCGCCCCUGGGCUGCUCAACUACUCGGUCUUGUCCGAUUUGGGACGAGUGGUGCAAGCCAUCAAGCGGGAAUUGGAGAAGAACCCGCCCAAAGUCUCGACUAGCGGGCCGGAGUCCAAGACUUCACCCGAACAGCCGCUCGGAGCCGUGAGUCGGGUCAGUCGGCCGACGCCCGUGAUAUCGGUCAUUCCGGGACUGAGUGAUUUGAGCCCGGAGGAGUUGACUGAGCUCUCGGAAAGUGAUAUCGCCUUGAGACAUUUCUGUCAGACUAUGCCUAAUCCGGAUUUGGAUGCGCUGAACCUGACCCUGGAACAGACCCGCGAGCGAAUUCAGACUUUAGCCCACGACAACCAAAACUUGGGUCAGAGCCUUCAAGACCAAAAAGAUCGAAUCUCCGAGGCCAUUCAGCCUUGGUCAAAAGUUCGAGAUGAGUUAAGCGCCGCCCUCCCUGAAUGUGCGGCAUCGCGUCAGAAAGUGAAUCUUCCGACGUUGGUGGAGAGAUUGGCUCAAGCCAGCGUCCAGUCCGAAGAGGACAGCGAAGCCAUGGCCGAGAAGUUCCAGGCGGGCGACAUGAGCGUGGAGACAUUCAUGAAAGAGUUCGUAGCCUCGCGAUCGGCCUACCAUUUACGCCGAACCAAGUUAGACAAGCUCCGUACCUAUUGCCGUUCAGCCAAAAACUGAUUUCCCAGCCAGGUUUUGUAUUCAUUCCACCCGCGUCUUUUAUGGAAGUGCCAGCGGAAAUACUCCGUCUUGGGCUUAUUACAAGUCACUGAUAUGUUUCACCCAUAGCAUAUGUUACCGCAAUAUAUGUGAUAUUUCACCUCUCAUUGAUCAUGGA